AUGUCGAAAUCUAUUACUUCGGUCAGCUCGAAGGCGCAGUUCGACAAGCUGGUCAAGGAGACCCCCUAUGUCGUCGUAGACUUCUACGCCGACUGGUGCGGCCCCUGCAAGCAGAUCGCGCCCCUGUUCCAGCAGCUCUCCGAGACGGCCGCCGAGAUUGAAAGCGUCAAGUUCCUCAAGGUAGACACCGAGGCCAACAGCGAUGUCGCCGCCGCCCACCAGGUGACCGCCCUGCCGACCUUCAUGGUCUUCAAGAACGGCAAGGUCCUCGAGAAGAUCCAGGGCGCCGACCCCCGCAAGCUCCAAUCCGUUGUCCAGAGACUGGCCGCUGAGGUCCUCGCCGGCGGCGGCGCAUCGGGCGGUGCCAGCGGCAGCGGCAGCGGCAGCGGCAGCGGCGGUGUGUGGAAGGGCGCCGAGCUACCUCGCGGUUACCAGGACAUCACCGACCAGAUCGAGUCCAAGGGCUGCGAGCUCCUCAAUGCCGACGACGAUGCAGGCUCCGUGCGUGUUCUCUUCGACGGCAGCAAGCCCAGCGCGCUGGACAAGAAGGAGGGCGUCAAGGACUGGGUCGAGAGUGGCGAGGACGACCAGCUGCUCUUGUUCAUGCCUUUCCAGGCCAUGCUGAAGCUGCACACCUUGCACAUCACCUCGCUCCCUCCCUCCGAUGACGAUGACGAGGAUGCCCCGAUGCGCCCGCGCACCAUCCACCUCUACACGAACAAGCCACAUAACCUCGAUUUUGCCGAAGCCGACGACACGCCACCGACGCAAGUGAUAGAGCUGUCCGAGAAGGACUGGAACGCGUCGGGCACGGCCAACGUCAGCCUGCGUUACGUCAAGUUCCAGAACAUUACGAGCCUCGUACUGUAUGUGGUCAACGGCGACGGUGACGGCGACAAGGUGCGGCUGGAUCGCGUGCGCCUCGUCGGCGACAGCGGCGAGAAGCGUGAGAUGGGCAAGCUCGAGAAGAUUGGCGACGAGCCUGGCGAAUAG
Verticillium nonalfalfae is the source of this 993-nucleotide messenger RNA. RefSeq lists its product as uncharacterized. Gene Ontology annotation, molecular function: protein-disulfide reductase activity. The coding region runs from base 1 to 993 and encodes 330 amino acids. Lineage: Eukaryota; Fungi; Ascomycota; Sordariomycetes; Glomerellales; Plectosphaerellaceae. The record is from RefSeq and is a predicted model, not a curated record. The transcript has 3 exons.